AUGUAUGUCCAAAGAGAAAGCAAGGAACAAAUGCUAAUCAAGCCCGACCAGCCAACCAAGGAAACUCAGAAAGUCAAACUCAGGGGCGAGCAUUUGAAAUUGGAGCAAGGGAGGCCAGGCAUGAUUCUAAUGUGGUUACAGUUUGAUCAAUGGCAGAAGCAACUGGGCCUGCUAACAAGCCAAGAAAUGAAGAGAUUGGUAGCUGAGACUGGACUUUUAUUGGCUCACCGUGUUUUGAAUAAGCUUGAGAUGGACGAGGAGUAUGAGGGAAAUCUUGAGGCGACUGGGGAAGAUUACUCUAUUGAGCCUGCAGACAGUAGAAGGCCUUUUAGGGCUCUUCUGGAUGUGGGUCUUAUCAGAACCACCACUGCAAAUUGUGUUCUUGGUGCUCUCAAGGGAGCUUUCGAUGGUGGACUUGACAUUCCGCACAGUGAAAAGUUUGUUGGAUUCAGCAAGGAUGGUAAGCAACUUGAUGCUAAUGUCAACCGCAAGUACAUUUAUGGCGGGCAUGUUGCUUCCUCCAUGGGGACUUUGAUGGAAGAUGAGCCGGAAAAGUAUCAGUCUCACUUUUCUGAAUACAUUAAAGCUGGAGUUGACUCGAAAAACAUUGAAGAGUUGUACAAGAAGGUGCAUUCAGCCAUUCGUGCUAAUCCAACCCCAAAGAAGUUGGAGAAACAACCUCCAAUGGAGCACAACAGGUUCAACCUGAAGAAGCUAACAUAUGAUGAGAGGAAGCAGAAGCUUAUUGAGAGGUUGAAUGCUCUGAAUGCGGUAGUUGGUGGCGUAGAAGCUAACAUAUGCGAGCAGGCUAUUGGCCAUUCUCAAUUUGAAUCACUUCUUCCAUUGGUUUUGGGCCGUGAUGUUAGUGGUGAAGUGCUGCAGUUGGAGGGUCUGUUCAGACUCUUAAUGUUAGGCAGGAAGUUUUUGGUGUAUUGCACCCAACAGCUGGAUCCCAACUUGCAUUUUGUUGAGUCUCCUACUCUUUCUCCCCCAGAAGUGCAAAUGAACAUUGCUGAUAAACAACAAUAA
Molecule: messenger RNA, 1029 nt
Organism: Cynara cardunculus var. scolymus (artichoke)
Lineage: Eukaryota; Viridiplantae; Streptophyta; Magnoliopsida; Asterales; Asteraceae
Product: 60S ribosomal protein L5-like
Exons: 9
Coding region: 1-1029 (342 amino acids)
Biological process (GO): translation; ribosomal large subunit assembly
Cellular component (GO): cytosolic large ribosomal subunit; ribosome
Molecular function (GO): structural constituent of ribosome; 5S rRNA binding
Source: RefSeq, a predicted model, not a curated record